UUAAAGUUGACAAUAUGUUUCCAUGGGCGCUGACAUAUUGGAUUAAAACCUUUUUAACCUAAAGAAAAUUUAACAGCAGUAAAUUACCAAAAAGAUAAACAAAAUUUACAAGUUCGGUUAAUCCCCAAAUUGAAGAAUGGGUGAGCUUACUGUGACAGAAGGCCAGGCAUCAGAUUCAGAAACUACCCCCAAGCAAAUGCUGUCAAGGUUCUAUUCCUUACAAGAGGAGCGUGUUCAAACAUACCAGUUGUUUGAAGAAGGAUUCCAAGCCUAUUUGAAAGGGGCACCUAAUUACAACUUCCCACUUUUCCGACGUCUAGUCCACGAGAUUACAGAAACUUUCAACAAGAUCUCAGUCGACAUUCUUUUAAUAAAAAAAAAGUUCUCUGAACAAAAUAACCUACUUGGAAUAGCAGAUGUCAUUGGAAAAAUACAAGACAUUGAGAAGACAAAGAUAGAGCUGGUAGCCAAGCUGCAGCUAGUACGACAGAGGCAGAUUGAUGAACCUAGUGAGACGGUGGAGUCGGAAAAUGAGACCGUAAAAACGCGGCUGAAAGAAGUCCGAGAUCAGUUGGUGGACCUAAUGGAAGAGUUAAAAUACGAGUCAGAGGAUUUGUACGUAGGGGAGAGCAACCAUGAAGUCACCGAAUCCCCCGACUCGAGGAACGAGGUGGAGCGCUGAUUGUGACAUUUUACUGACUUUCUAAGGAAGCCUUGUGUAUAUUUUAUAGUUGGUUAUGAGAUUGAAAUACAGUUUUUUUUACUGCAAAAAGU
Dreissena polymorpha is the source of this 774-nucleotide messenger RNA. Its product is annotated as required for excision 1-B domain-containing protein-like. Bases 137 to 682 code for a protein of 181 amino acids. The transcript is spliced from 5 exons. NCBI's taxonomy places the organism in Eukaryota, Metazoa, Mollusca, Bivalvia, Myida, Dreissenidae. The record is from RefSeq and is a predicted model, not a curated record.